UUGAGUGUCAGCGGAGGGAGGGAUCGGAGACAGAGACAGUCCGUGAGCGAGCGUCUUCCGAUCGCGCAACUCUAUGUAGCCGUUGACAGCGAGUCCGAGCAGUUGGGCUGACACUUGGAGAUGCCACCAUUGAACCUCAACUUGUUUUGAAAACCACUUUCACCAAGCUCUUGGCCACCUUCCCUGAUCUUCUCACAAAGAAGGCAUUUCAGCUGAAGAUCAGAUCAUAAAUCCACAAUUGGAACAAUGAGGUUAUCAGGUUCCAUAAAGUUUUUAGUGGCUGGUGUUGUAUUUUUGCUUGUGGGUUAUUUCACACUACAAAUAUUUGAAAUCAAAAUAGAUGCAAAUUUGGGAGCAAUACUUGCCAGAUCAGAAGUUGAAGCGGAAGUAAAACCAACAAAGCCACCAAAGUACAAAUGUGGUCUCGCAAAGCCUUGUCCUGAGAAGCAUUUUGCGUUCAAAAUGGCAAGUGGAGCAGCAAAUGUUGUUGGACCCAAAAUCUGUGUUGACGAUAAAAUAAUAAUGAGUGGUGUUAAAAACAAUGUUGGUCGGGGAAUGAAUAUUGCUACAAUACAUGGCAAACAUGGCAAUGUUUUGGACACUAAAGUUUUUGACCUGUGGAGUGGAGAUGUGAAACCUUUCAUUGAUUUCCUGAAGUCCUUGCAGGAUGGAACAGUAGUGCUUAUGGCUACCUAUGAUGAUAGUGCAACCAAACUUAACGAUGAAGCACGGAAACUUGUCAGUGACUUGGGAAGUUCCUCCAUCUCAAAUGUUGCCUUCAGAGACAACUGGAUUUUUGUUGGUGCAAAAGGGAUUCAAUCAAAGAGUCCUUUUGAGCAGAUCAUAAAGAAUAAUAAAAAUACAAAUAAAUAUGAAGGCUGGCCCGAAGUUUUAGAAAUGGAAGGAUGUAUUCCCCAGAAAAAAGACUAAAAGCCAUCUACUCGACAGUGAAAAUGUUAUAUUUUGAGUUUAUGAUUUUCUUUGUUUUGUGUUGUUUAUUUCUCAAAGCCAAUGUUAUUCUAAAAUUAUGGAUUUAAUUGGAAACUUAGUAUCUUGGCUCGGGAAUGGGAGUUCAGCUAUUUUUCUUAAAAAUGCUUGGAGUUGGUCCAGUAAGGCUUUUGCUUAAAUUUUGUUUAAAACAAAGAAUCUGCUGAAUCUUCUAGUAUCUGAAUUUGGCAUCUAUAUUUGAAUGAAGAAUUUAAUGUUCUUUCUUUGUAACAAAUAGUGUUCAGCUGGUUUGUCACAAGUCUGCUCAAAGUUUUAAGAUUGAUUCACUCAGAAAUUUGUUUCAGACAAUUUACAAUGAUUGGGAGUAAAAUUAAUCAGAAAUUAGCUGUCUAUUAUGUUUCCCAGAGGCUGAAUUUCAGUCAUUAUUUCUGUUGCAGUUCACUAGUCUGCGAAAAUACAAUGCAUCAUGGCCAAUGAACUAUAUUUCUUUGUACUUGAAAUUGUUCUUGGAAAGUUAAUGGGUUAAAGCCUAAGUUUUACAGCAGUAUUAAGAAAUGACUGUCAUCAACCAAUUAAUAGAAAUUAUAAUAACUUAUUGUUACUAAAGUAGAUGAUCCCCUAAUUCUUAAUACUUGCAAAAGAACCCAGCGUACUCGCUUUAAUUUUUAAAAAAAUCUUUUCAUUGUGAUAAGUUCUGGUUACACUUUUCUAAAUGAGUGAAUUUAGGUUGUGAUACAUGAAAGGUCAUGUUUGGGAUUAUUUAUUUAUUUGAAUUUUUUUUGUAUGUUUUUUAAAUAACCUUGUGGGUAUAGAAGCAAUUUAGAAAAAGAUACAUUUUGAUGCUGACCACCAAGACAGCAAUUUUGUGUUGCUUUUACAAUGAAGUACAGCCUUUAUAGUUAGUACCUUGCCAUGUUAAGCAAAGCUCAUCAGUUUUAGUAGAGCGAUUGUCAACAUUUUCUGUGUUUAGAAUUAACAUUUGACAUUCCUGGAGAACACUGGUCCAAAUGUCUGCAAGAGAUUUGUUAUCUAACACGAGGGGGAAUCAAUUCAUACAGGAAAUGUCUUUUUAAAAUACAUCUGCAGCAACAGAUAAUAUUAAUAAGUUACCAAACAAAAAGUGCAAAUAUCUAAUGACAGAAAUCCAAAGGCCUCAGUGUUCCAAUUUGAACCUUGGUGUGUAGUAUAAAUUGAAGUGUAAGAGAAGGCAGACUUAGCAGUAAUCUUCUGUGGAAGAACUUUGUUCAGGACCAAUUACCUUUCUUUUCCAUUAUGUGAAUAAUUGUCUAGACCAUUUUAGAAUUGGCUAUUGAGAAAAUUCUGUGCAGACAAAUUACAACAAAGGCCACUAUGCACUUUUGUAAUGAUGCUAACACAAGCUCUUCAAUGUAAAGUGUGAUUGCUUCUUUGCUUGAUUCUGUUCACUUUAAAAAGUCUCCAGCCCCUGUGUACAAAAUGUUAGGUUCGUCACUUUCUCGUGUGAUUGCGAGCAAGCAACUGUUUAACUGUGAAUAUUGAUGAAAUAUUUAGAAACCAUCUCUCCAUACAGAAGGCAAAUGUAAAUAGAGGUAAAACAAAAUGUUUACUUGUGUUAUCUGGAAGGGGCAUGGAAUUUUCCACUCAUUUUCUAAGUCAGAAGUUUUCUGCAUUGUAAAAGAUUAGAAGUAGUGUGUACAAUUUGGCCGCCUUUACAUUGUAAUGAGUUUUAAAAAUGGAGCUCAAAUGGAAUUCAAAUUAAGACUGUAAUAUAGAGAAAAAUAAAUAAAUUUGAAAUUUC
Molecule: messenger RNA, 2725 nt
Organism: Hemiscyllium ocellatum (epaulette shark)
Lineage: Eukaryota; Metazoa; Chordata; Chondrichthyes; Orectolobiformes; Hemiscylliidae
Product: protein FAM3C-like
Exons: 11
Coding region: 247-930 (227 amino acids)
Source: RefSeq, a predicted model, not a curated record